AUGAGGAGUGGAGGUGGGGGGGUGGCCGCAGCGUCCCCUCUUACUAAUCCCCACAUCCCCACCCCCAAUCAACCAACCCCCUGUAACCUCACCCCCCAUUUCAACCGCCCCCUGGAACCGCACUCCCUCCCCCCUUUUCUUCCUCAAGACCCCUCCCCACCCACGACGAUCCCUGUCCUGUUCUUCACAGGUGGGGCUGCUGGUCACAAGUGGGGCUGCUGGUCACAGGUGGGGCUGCUGGUCACAGGUGGGGCUGCUGGUCACAGGUGGGGCUGCUGGUCACAGGUGGGGCUGCUGGUCACAGGUGGGGCUGCUGGUCACAGGUGGGGCUGCUGGUCACAGGUGGGGCUGCUGGUCACAGGUGGGGCUGCUGGUCACAGGUGGGGCUGCUGGUCACAGGUGGGGCUGCUGGUCACAGGUGGGGCUGGUGGUCACGGGUGGGGCUGCUGGUCACGGGUGGGGCUGCUGGUCACGGGUGGGGCUGCUAGUCACGGGUGGGGUUGCUGGUCACAGGUGGGGCUGCUGGUCACAGGUGGGGCAACUGGUCACAGGUGGGGCUGCUGGUCACAGGUGCCUGGUGCUGGCGGCUGGCGCUGGUGCUGGUGCCUGGUGCUGGCGUGUGGCGCUGGUGCUGGUGCCUGGUGCUGGCGGCUGGCGCUGGUGCUGGUGCCUGGUGCUGGCGGCUGGCGCUCGUGCUGGUGCCUGGUGCUGGCGGCUGGCGCUGUUGCCGGUGCCUGGUGCUGGCAGUUGGCGCUGGUGCUGGUGCCUGGUGCUGGCGGCUGGCGCUGGGGCCUGGUGCUAGCGGCUGGCGCUGGUGCUGGUGCCUGGUGCUGGCGGCUGGCGCUCGUGCUGGUGCCUGACGGCUGGCGCUGGUCCUGGUGGCUGGUGCUGGCGUAA
Molecule: messenger RNA, 897 nt
Organism: Closterium sp. NIES-65
Lineage: Eukaryota; Viridiplantae; Streptophyta; Zygnematophyceae; Desmidiales; Closteriaceae
Source: the annotation of a GenBank genome assembly